UCCGCCCGUUUGUCCCAUUAUCGCACCGAUCGUCCGUCCCGACACGUUUCCAGCGCGACCGCCCGCGAGAAUUCGUGCCUUUUCUUCCGAAAAAUUCUCGUAUUAUUUUUAUAAUAACAUAAAUAUUCUCGCGUCUUUUCUUCAACGAAACCGUUUCAAGUAUGCGUUUCGCGUGUUGCGCCGUUUUGGCGGCAGUCUUGCCGAUCUGCCUGCACGCCGCCGUCGUCGCGUCCGGCCUACAGCAGAACGAGGAUAACUACCUGCAGCAGACCGACGGGCCGCGUGACGGACGUGCCGUCGCCGAGCAACCGACCAACGGCAACUGGGCGAUGAUGGUCCGCGUGGCCGACGAAUGCGCCCGCGACCCGGACACGGCCGCCUGCGUGGCCGUCAAAGCGGCCACGGCCCUCGAACGGGCAUCCCGCAUACCCGGCAACGUGCAAGUCCUUCCCGGCCUGACCCUGGUCCGGAACGCGGACGAAGGCUCGGCCCAGCGAGACUCCCGCGCCCUGCCCACCGAGGACGAACUCCGCAGCCAGCUCAUCCAGGACCCAGCCCAAGACCGCACGUCCAAGCUGACCGAAAUGGUCGUCAACUCGGCCCUCCGUUUCGUGCAGUCCAGGUCCCUGCAGUUCAAGUUCCCGCACACCGACCCCGAAGAAUUGUCCAGAGCCAUCGAAGAAGGUGAGUACCGCGCAGGCAUAUGAUAAUAUUAUUUAACCCGUGUCGUUGCAACACGACAUCGGUUCACACGUUUCUAUUCGUCCGGUCCGGAACUAUUAAUUACACUUGCUAGCCUGCACUGUACGACGCAAUAUUGUAGCGCUGCGAUAUUACCGUAUUAACCCGUUGCGUUUAUCGCGUGUUUUAUAGGCCGCGGCAAGCUGAAGAAAAAGUUCAUGCCCAUACUCGGACUGCUGGCCGUGAAAAUCGUCGCCGUGCUGCCCGUCCUGUUGGGAAUCAUCGGGUUCUUCGCGCUCAAGGCCCUCGUGUUCGGCAAACUGGCGCUGCUCAUCGCCGGCGUGAUGGCCCUGCAGAAGUACGCCGGUUCGUCAGCCGGAGGUUUCGGCAAGAUCGCCGCCGCCGACACCUGGUCCACGGCCAACACGGCCAGCGCGUGGCCCGCGGCCGCCGCUGCCCCGAGCACCAACGGCGGAUACUACAGACGCAGCAUGGACGCCGCGGCCGCCCAACAGAUGGCCUACGGCGCGCAGGCCCAGCCGUCCGUACAGACCGUCGCGUAACCCGCGUCGCCACCAUAACAUAUUAUAAUAAUACCGAUAACACGACGAUAACGUAACCACGAGUUUUCUAUCUCGGUUUUUUUUUUUUUUUUUUUUUUAGUCCGUUAAGUUUUUAAUUUAUACACUAUCAUUUUUAAGCGUUCUAUUGUAAUUAGGUAUGUUUAUUUUUUUUUUUUUUUUUUACCGCCGCUGUAGUAGUCUCACGCGACAAUCGCACAUUAUUCUUAGCUAUGAUGUUAGACGUAGACCGUAAAAAAAAAAAAAAAAUAAAUCGGAUAGCGUACACAAUACAAGGGACACUCGCGACGCUCUGUAAUUCGUCCUCUGUAUGGCACGCCUUCCGACGCCGAGUAACUUUUUGCCAUAAUUAUAGUCUUUUAAUAGUGUGUUAAUAAUAAUAUUAAGUAUAUUGUCGGGUCGCCGACCGGCGUGAAUUACGACGCGGUUUCCACGAGAAAAGACUUAUUUGUUAUCGUCUAGUAAUGUUCUACAAUACUGUACUCACCUGCACUAUUGCUAUCCUGUUAUACCGCGGAAAUAUCGUACGUACGUUGUAUUAUAAUUAUCAUUGUAAGAGACACGUGACGAAAAGUUACCGGCUCGUGUUUGGCCAAAACGGCUGAUAUUUUUUCAAACACAAAAAUAAUUAGAUUAUUACCCAUGUAAACUCUAAGAGUUGAUAAUAUAAUAACAUUAUUAUCGUAUUUUAAUAAAUUAUUAUAUUAUUAUUUUUUUUUUUUUUUUUUGUUUUUUCUAUUAAGUUCAACGCCAAUAAUUAUUGUAAUAACCGUAGACGACGUAUACGCGUACGCCGAAAACUAACAAAACAUUAUGCGACCAUUAAAACGCAAAAUGUACGUGUCAUUGUAAAUAUUAUCAUAAUAUUAUUAUUAUUAUUAUUAUACCUGUAAAAUUAAUGAAAAUAUAAAAAUCAAUUACUGAACUAACCG
This is a messenger RNA of Cinara cedri, 2194 nucleotides long. The record is from the annotation of a GenBank genome assembly. Lineage: Eukaryota; Metazoa; Arthropoda; Insecta; Hemiptera; Aphididae.